GUUACUAGUAAUGUACAUCGAUGUCUACUGUAUUUUUUUGGCUCUGCUUACCUCUACAGUAGCAACGCCUACACUCUCUACAGAUGUAUCCAGUCUUGUUGUUACACGUACUCUUGGCGUCUUUCGUGUUUCGUGCCUCCGCUACCCCACCUCUUCCGCAUUACACUUCCCAACAACACCCAACCCACUGCUGAUAUCAACAUGGCUUCUCGUGGAGGCAGUACUAGCAUGCAUUUCCCAAGAGGAGGUGGGCGUCCAAGAGGCGCAGCAGGACGUAUCCAGCGUGCCAAAACACAUGUUAUUCCUUUCACAGAUCGCGCCGGGCGACAAGCGCUCAUCGUGUUUUACGGCAGGGAGUCCUGCCCGCUCCCGCCACUUUUUGGUUUUGCCAUGUACUUUACACAUCCUGACGCAACUCCGGAUACUGUCAAGCCAGUUGAACUUAUGGAAGCCAUCAAGCGCAAGACACCGCUCGAGAACGGGUGUUCAAUUCGUCUGGAACUCUAUUUCGAUGCGGUCACAGAUGACGAUUGCAUUGCUCAUUAUCUCAGAGAGAAGGCUGCACGAGGAGAUUACAGACGUCAAAUCCAAAAUCUCGAGACCUCGGACGAUACUGAAGGGCAGCAAGGCGGAGUCGGGCGGUUACCUGGUCUAGUGCCUAGCUACAUCGAUGUGCCCGACGUCGAAUACCAUCACGGAGUGCUCUUUAAUUAUCCAGGCGCAGACUGGCGCACAGACAAGCUUCCAGCGCGUCGUAUCUUCUUUGAUCCGAUUUCCGAGGAGGAAUAUGCUCGCACAGGAGAAUCAGAUGUCCUUCCCCCUGUAUACGUGUCCUCUAUGCCAGUGCAGGCAAGCGAUACUGCCGAAGAUGGAGUAAGUUUUGUGGGCAUGGCCAUGUUUGAGCUCUCAAACGCAAGAACUAAGAACGAGACGACCGGUCCCUGGCAAGACGCUAUCGAGCGAGGCUGGACGUCAUGGUGAUUACCACUCUAUCUAUUUGCGCUUCCAGUAGACUGUGUUAAAGUCGAAAAGUAAGCAUAUAUACAUAUUGUGUCAAAUUGGUCCUGAUUUGGAAGGGGUGGGAUGACUUGCAAAGAUCGUGUUCCAAAGACAGUACUUACGUAUGUCGGGAAACGGAAGAGCUUCAGCUAAGCCAUUACCAACAAAGGGUUCGUCUACAGCAGACAUUGAAUGAGUGUUAGGAGAGGUAGCAUUGGCAUCUGACAUUUCUUAUGCUACGCGAUUGCACCAGCGAUUUCCAUCUUGAAUGCAAGUUUUGUUGAAGUAGUAGUAAAGCAGCG
This is a messenger RNA of Boeremia exigua, 1301 nucleotides long. RefSeq lists its product as uncharacterized. The coding region runs from base 202 to 981 and encodes 259 amino acids. The record is from RefSeq and is a predicted model, not a curated record. Lineage: Eukaryota; Fungi; Ascomycota; Dothideomycetes; Pleosporales; Didymellaceae. The transcript has a single exon.